Molecule: messenger RNA, 2712 nt
Organism: Zasmidium cellare ATCC 36951
Lineage: Eukaryota; Fungi; Ascomycota; Dothideomycetes; Mycosphaerellales; Mycosphaerellaceae
Exons: 3
Coding region: 1-2712 (903 amino acids)
Source: RefSeq, a predicted model, not a curated record
AUGGGCGGAGAACAACUAAGAUGGGACGGCCAGACCGUCGUGGUGACCGGCGCCGGAGGUGGUCUGGGACGAGCAUACUCCCUCUUCUUCGGCAGCAGAGGUGCUAAUGUCGUUGUCAACGACUUGGGAGGGAGCUUCAAGGGCGAGGGUGGCAGCCAGACUGCCGCGCAAAAGGUGGUGGACGAGAUCGUUUCGGCCGGCGGAAAGGCAGUCGCAAACUACGAUUCGGUCGAGUACGGCGAGAGGAUCAUUCAGACGGCCAUCGACAACUAUGGCCGCAUCGACGUGCUCAUCAACAAUGCGGGCAUCCUGCGAGAUAUCAGCUUCAAGAACAUGAAGGAUGAGGACUGGGACCUGAUCAUGAAGGUACACGUUAUUGGAGCGUACAAGUGCGCAAGAGCUGCAUGGCCACAUUUCCGCAAACAAAAGUACGGACGUCUGAUCAGCACAGCGUCUGCAGCUGGUCUCUUUGGAAGCUUCGGACAAUGCAAUUACUCGGCGGCUAAGCUCUCGCAAGUUGGCUUUACCGAAGCUCUGGCGAAGGAGGGUGUCAAGUACAACAUCCUGUGCAACACCAUUGCGCCUAUUGCAGCCUCGCGUAUGACUGCGACUGUCAUGCCAGAGGAGGUUUUGAACAACCUCAAGCCGGAGUGGAUUGUACCACUCGUUGCCGUGCUCACGCACAAGUCCAACACCAGCGAGACUGGCGGUAUCUUCGAGCUUGGUGGUGGACACAUGGCCAAGUACAGGUGGGAGCGCUCGCGUGGUGCUCUCCUCAAGGCUGAUGACACCUUCACUCCCGGCGCCCUUCUCCAGAAAUGGAGCGAUAUCGAGGACUGGACGAACCCACAGCACCCAACUGGACCAAACGACUUCAUGACCCUCCUCGAGGACGCACAGAAGCUUCCACCAAACCCUAGAGCCCAGGAGCUCGACUUCAAGGGCAAGGUUGCGGUCGUCACUGGCGGUGGUGCUGGUCUCGGCCGAAGCUACUGCUUGACAUUGGCCAAGUACGGUGCGACUGUCGUUGUGAACGACCUCGCAGAUCCAGAGCCAGUCGUGCAAGAAAUCCAGAAGCUGGGAGGCAAGGCUGUGGGCGUGCGAUGCAGCGCCGAAGAUGGCGACAAGAUCAUCAAGACCACGAUCGAUAACUACGGCCGCGUCGACAUUCUCAUCAACAAUGCUGGUAUUCUGCGGGACAAGUCUUUCCACAACAUGGAGGAUAAGAUGUUCCAGCAAGUCCUCGAUGUCCAUCUUCGCGGCACCUACAAGACCACAAAAGCUGCUUGGCCUUACAUGUUGAAGCAGAAGUAUGGCCGCAUCGUCAACACCACCAGCACAUCAGGUAUCUACGGCAACUUCGGUCAAGCCAACUACGCUGCCGCCAAGUGUGGUAUUCUCGGAUUCUCUCGCGCACUUGCACGUGAAGGCCAGAAAUACAACAUCUAUACUAACACCAUCGCACCAAACGCCGGCACCAACAUGACCCGUACAGUCAUGCCAGAAGAGAUGGUUCAGGCCUUCAAGCCAGACUACGUCGUACCAAUCGUCCUCAUCAUGGUCUCUGACAAGAUGCCAAACCAGCCGACUGGCCGUGUCUUCGAGAGCGGCUCUGGAUGGGCUGGUGAGACCAGGUGGCAGCGAACUGGAGGCGCUCAGUUCCCGAUCGAUGAGAAGCUUCAACCAGAGACUGUCGUUGCUGCGUGGGACAAGAUCGUCAACUUCGACGAUGGCCGUAGCGACAACCCAUCUGAUGUCUCGGCAGCCAACGAGAAGAUCAUGGGCAACUUCGAGAACAGGAAGAACAAGGGUGGUAGCUCCUCUGGUGGUGAUGACUGGGUCGCGAAGAUCGAGGAGGCCAAGAAGGCAAAGGCUGACGGUACCGAGUUCGCAUAUGACGAGCGCGAUGUCAUUCUCUACAACCUGGGUAUUGGUGCCAAGCGAAGCGAUCUACCUCUCGUCUUCGAAGGCCACGACGACUUCCAGGCUGUCCCAACCUUCGGUGUCAUCCCACCUUUCAACGCCGAGACUCCAUACCAGCUGUCCGACAUCGUACCCAACUUCUCUCCAAACAUGGUCCUCCACGGCGAGCAAUUCCUCGAGAUCCGAUCAUUCCCGAUUCCCACUGAAGCGACGCUCGUGGCCUACCCUACUCUUGUCGAAGUGCAGGACAAGGGCAAGUCUGCGGUCGUUGUCCAGGGCAGCAUCACCAAGGACAAGAACACUGGCAAGGAGAUCUUCUACAACGAGUCGACUGCAUUCGUGCGUGGCUCGGGUGGUUUCGGCGGCUCCAAGAACGGCAAGGACCGUGGUGCAGCAAGCAAGGUCCACAGCCCACCAAAGAGACAACCCGACGUCGUUGUCGAGGAGAAGACAAGCGAGGACUUGGCUGCCAUCUACAGAUUGUCUGGCGACAGGAAUCCUCUCCACAUCGACCCCGACUUCGCCAAGGUCGGUGGUUUCGACGUGCCCAUUCUCCACGGUCUCUGCUCGUUCGGUGUUGCCGGUAAGGCCAUCCUGAAGACGUACGGCCAAUUCAGGAACAUCAAGGUGCGCUUCGCGGGAACUGUACUGCCCGGACAAACGCUCGUGACGGAAAUGUGGAAGGAGGGCAAUCUUGUCAUCUUCCAAGUGAAGGUCAAGGAGACCGGCAAGCCUGCCAUCUCAGGUGCCGGCGCAGAACUUGUCGAGGGCGCGAAGCCGAAGUUGUAA